AUGAGACACCAAAGUUGUUGUGUCGUAAAUUGUAAAAAUACCAGCAGAAAAAGUGAGUGCAAGUUUUAUAAAUUUCCGACUGCUCAAUGGAAAAAAAAUCAACGGAAUCAGUGGAUAGCUGCAGUUAAAAGGCUGAACGCUGAUGGAUCACAGUGGGUUCCCAAGCCAUGUGAUUGUAUUUGUAGUGAUCAUUUUAUUGGAGGUAAGAAAUCAGAAGAGGAGCUAAGUCCUAGCUACAUUCCAACUAUAUUUCCUUCAAUUUACAAGUGCUCAAAAGUAAAUGAAUCCUCUGCGUUAAACAGAUAUAAGCGCGUAAUGAAUCGGCGAAUGAAAGCACAAUUACCUUCAACAUCAAAUGCUGAGGCCAAUGUUAUAGAAUCGGUAGAAGUGAUGACUGAAAAUCCUCCAGUAGUGUCUUCAAAAGUAGACCAAGGGUGUCAAAUUGAUUUUUACUCGAGCUCUGAUAUCAAUUCUCAAACAUUUACUUGCAAUCGUUAUGUCAAAGACGAUUUAUGGCAUGCUGAAACUCGGACAGAAAUUGUUGAAGAUACUAGGUCGAUAAAAAUUCAUAUUGGUAAUAAAAAAUUUGUAGAUAAAGAAUGUGGUACUCCUAAAAAAACCUUUGUUGAUAAAGAAAGUCAAGCAAACAGUAAACAUUUUAAUGGAUUCACAUCGGUGACAAAGGAUCAAGAAAUCAUUGAUCUGGCAGGGGUAUCAUUCGAAAAUUUUGAUUUCUUGUUGACAAGAAUGUCUACGCGAAAAAAGUACACUGUUUCGAAAAAAGAUCGACUAUUAAUUUUUUUAAUGAAAAUGAAAACUGGAUUGACAUUUUCAGCACUUGGUGUACUGUUUAGUGUUCACAGAACAACAAUUUCUACAAUUUUUUAUGAAACUUUGCAACUACUAGCUAGUGCAACCAGAAAUUUAGUAUUUUGGCCAGAUAUUGACGCUGUACAAGAAACUAUGCCUGACUGCUUUCUACCUGAUUACAGUAACACCAGAAAUUUCGAAUUGAUAUCCCUAAAAGUGUCGACAAUCGUGUUUUUAUAUACUCCCAAUACAAAAAAAAACUUCACGGCUAAAGUUCUUAUUGGAAUAACUCCUGGAGGUUUUAUUUCCUUAAGAUCUGACAUAGCUGAAGGACGGAAAUCGGAUUCUCAACUUAAAAUAGAGUCUGGGCUGUUAGAUCUAUUAGAAGAUGAAACUCAACAAACAUACAGUGUAGCAAGAGUUAGGAUUCACGUUGAAAGAAUCAUGAAACGAUUACGGACUUAUCAAAUAUUGCAUAAAAUUCCUCAGCACUUGUUUCAUUGCAUAGACGAUAUUGUGCACAUUUGUUGUGUUUUGGUAAAUUUACAGCCUCCAAUUAUUUCUAAUAAAGAAGAUACUGAAAAUGAGAGAUAA
Cotesia congregata is the source of this 1404-nucleotide messenger RNA. Lineage: Eukaryota; Metazoa; Arthropoda; Insecta; Hymenoptera; Braconidae. The record is from the annotation of a GenBank genome assembly.